Messenger RNA from Eruca vesicaria subsp. sativa (arugula), 985 nucleotides. The record is from the annotation of a GenBank genome assembly. Lineage: Eukaryota; Viridiplantae; Streptophyta; Magnoliopsida; Brassicales; Brassicaceae.
AGAAAACUUAUUACUAAAUCCAUCCAAGAUCAUUAGAUAUCCAUUAACUUAACUUUAUGCAUUAGCCUCCCAACUUUUGUGUUCGUUUAGUUUGAUCGACAAAGAGAGAGAGUAGAGACUAUGAUGUUUCAACAAGAGUAUCCAUAUGGCUUCUCACUCAUGGAAACAUCAUCAAGCUACAAAGUCUUAGCAGAGCAACAAGCACGUGGUGGUUUCAGUGAAGAACCACCGCGGAAAAGGAGGAGGAGGAGGAGAAUGAGAAGUGAUCACUUGAUAGAAGAGAAAGAGAACCAAAGGAUGAAUCAUAUCGCCGUCGAGCGUAACCGAAGAAGACAGAUGAAUCAUUUUCUAUCCAUUCUCAAAUCUAUGAUGCCUCCCUCUUAUUCUCAACGUAGUGACCAAGCAUCAAUCAUAGAGGGGACAAUUAGAUAUUUAAAGAAGCAAGAACAGCUUCUUCAAUCACUCGAAGCCCAACUAAAACCCAAUCAAUCGACAAACAUAUUCUCCCACUUCUUCAACUUCCCUCAGUACUCCACCGCCUCGAGCCGCCAUCACCACCACGACCGACUAGCGCUGGUUGCUGACGUGGAAGUUACUAUGGUCGAAAUGCAUGCUAACAUUAAAGUGUUAACAAAGACACGCCCAAGAUUGAUGUUCAAGAUGAUUAAUGCGUUUGACUCCUUAGGUUUAAGUAUACUUCAUGUCAACCUCGCAACUUCCAAUAACAAGUCUCUUUUCACUUUUAGCGUCAAGGUAGGUGAAGACUCUCAAUUAAUGACUACAGCUAAUGAGAUGGCAAAUGCAGUGCAUGAAGUCGUUAGAAGAAUUCACAAGGAGGAUUGACCUUUUUGGUAGGCCUAAAGAGGGGAAAAGUAAACGUUGUUUACAUUAACAAACUUUGGAAUUGUAGCUUCUAUAAAGAACUAAAGAUAAUAUAUAUAGAUUAUAUCUCUGGAUUAUAUGGUUAAAUUUACUUACAAAUUGC